This is a messenger RNA of Sesamum indicum (sesame), 3568 nucleotides long. RefSeq lists its product as uncharacterized. The record is from RefSeq and is a predicted model, not a curated record. NCBI's taxonomy places the organism in Eukaryota, Viridiplantae, Streptophyta, Magnoliopsida, Lamiales, Pedaliaceae.
CAAAAGCUGGCAACUGCACUUUCUCAAAAGGCUUGACCAAACAAAUCAGAUUUAUCUCUAGUUUGGAAUUAUGUGCGGUGGCCCCGCCGGAGUUUGUGUUUGCUGUAAAUAGAGUAAUAGACCCCCAGGAAGUAGAAGCAGUGGAUUCUCCCAUUAAAACCACCCAUUUAUUACGUGGGAAAUCGUCACUCCUCCACGUGUCCAUCAAUUUCCCCACAUUACCCCCCGCCCCACUCUGCCCGCGCAGAGCAGAAUCGAAUCCAUAGCCCCGUCUCAGUGUUCAAAUUUCUCAACUCCAAAUAUUAUAAAACUAUUUUUUCACACUCCACUGCCGUCUUUCGUCUCCGCCUCUUCCCUCCUCUCUCUCUCUCUACAAGUAUAUGUAUGUAUAUCGAUCAGAGCUUCUUUUGUUUUUCUCUUUUUGUGUGAUGUGAUUAAUUUCUCUCUCUGCUGCUACUGUUGUAUCUAUAAGCGCAAUCUCUCUCUUUGGAAUGUGCUUUGUCAGUCAGGUGUUGUUUCUCCGCCGUAGAUGUAUGUAUCGAAUCAGAUGUUUUCUCUCUCUCUAGAAUGUGGGUAAGAUAUACGGAUGAUUGUUUGGAAUGCAGGUGUUUAGAGUGAGCGAGCUAAGAUAAGACAGCUGCAAAGGCGACGGUUUUCGAGAAAAUGGAGAGAGCGAGACGAAGGAAGUUGAAAAGUGCUGCAGGCUUUGAAGGAGUUGGUCAGAGUCAGAAACAUAAAGCUGUUACUAGAUUAUCUUCGGAUUCUUGUUCUUACAAUAUUGAUGAAGACACUAGGGACAAUAUGUUCACGCUGGAGUUGGGGCAGAACUCCUUGGGGCAAGCCACCGGAAAGUCGAGGGCGAAGUUACUGGCAGAUGAAAUUUACAAAAAGGUUAAAUCCAAGAGACGAUCUCCGAGUGUUUUUGCCAAAUUAUUUGGUCUUGAAGGGCUGCCAUCCCUUUGGCAUGUUCAUAGACAGCAGAAAAAGUUAUCAGAUACUUAUCCGCACAAAAAUGUCUCCACAUUCGUCCGACCAAAUAGACAACUGCAUGAUGGCCGAUCUAAUCGAAGAAGCUCAAUGCAGCGGCGAGAACUCAAUGAGGCGCAUGAGGAUCCGGAAGCAUCACAUUUUGUGGGACGACGUCGUUCGUCAAGAUGGAGCGCCAGCUCGAUGCUUACUAAAUCUGAGAUGGCGCUAAUUCAGAAGUUUAUCGAUGCAAGACGUCUUUCUGUUGAUGAAAGCACCGAGGGAAAGCUUUGGGACUCGAAAGAGCUAGAUGACUCCUUGGACAUAGUGAUGAAAUUUGACCAGCAACCAGAUACCUUUUCUGUGAAUCAUUUGCAUGAUCCACAGGUUAAUCCUAUCAGUUCUGUUGGUAGCCAUACAGCAGCUUUGAAGCCAUCAGCUUCUGCAAAGUAUGAUGGCAAUGCCAAAGCACGGACAUCAAAGAGAGAUGUUGCAGGUAAACAUAACAUUACUUCUCAUCCGAGACGUGAAGAUGAUCUGCUACUUGAACCAGACAAUCGUCGUCGAGCUCAUACUUCUUGCCAAUCAUCAAGCAUUCAGUUGGAAGAUAAGAAUGAGAGCAACACCCUUCCUACAAGGAUUUUUGUACUGAGGCCAAACAUUGGAAAUAUGCAGAAUGCUGGUGAGUCUGGUCCAUCAGCCGAUCAUUCACAUGGUUAUGCACCCAGCUAUAGGAAACCGAAGGAAUCUGCAGGUGUGGAAAAAGUAUCAUGGAGGAAGAAAGAUUCAUAUUAUGAUAUGGCAUUUUCGAGGCCUGUCUCUAGAGAAGCUAAAGAGAUAGCCAGGGAAAUUACAAGGCGAAUGAGAGGUGGUGAUGAGACUCUGGAUGCAAAAUCUUCUGGGUUCAGAGGAUAUGCCGGGGAUGAUAGUUUGUAUGAUGCUCGAGAGAGUGCUUUUGACAGUGAAUCGAAGAAGUUUAAAUUAUCAUCUAGGAAUUCCUUUGGCGAUACUAAUAAAUGGGGUAGUUACCAAUCUUCUAGUUCAGUUGAGUGGUCUGUCAAUAGGGAGGCAAAAAAGAGACUUUCAGAGAGGUGGAGGAUAACUCAAAGAUAUCAAGAUUUGGAAAUAGUUGAUGAUGGUAGCACCUUAGGUGAAAUGCUUGCCAUAGCUGAUGGCGAAACAAGGUCUAAACAUUUGAAUGCUAAAACGAGCCAUGGCAGAGCAAGUGCUCGACUUGGUAGCAUUAAUGAAGGUGCUAUGUGGGAUGCCCCUCUAGGCCUCAGCAGUAGAGAUGGUUGGAAAGAUGAAAUUCGUAGAACUUCAUUUAGAUCGAGAUCGGUUCCUCCUUCACUAGGUCGGAGAAGUCAGAGAGGAGACACAUACGAUGAAAUUUUGACUCAAGAGAAACAUCUGAUGCGUAGUGACCCCAUAGACCGUCAUAGAAGUAAAGUUGCUGAGGGAUAUCUAAGUCAUAAAUCUCAAGAUUCAAACUCCAGGAGCAAGAAGCCGCUUCCCUUUCAGCACAUAUAUAUUAAUGAGAUGGAUUCUUUCUUGGAAGCUAAUUUCGAGUUGCAGAUGGAGGCAAAUGUUAAGGACUUAUCUGAACAACAUCUAACGUUUCAGGUGGCUACAAAAGAUGACAGCAGCCGGAGUCGUGUAUCUGCUGAACAUGGGAGUGCAACCUUGUCUUCUAAAUCUUCUCUGUUGCAUCCAAACCAGUCUUCCACUAAAGAGAAUUACAAAGCUGCUGGUCAUGAUCAAGAGAUAUCCAAUCUCAAGCACAAGGUGGCUGAUCAUGCUGGUCCGGUCUCAAUCCCUGUUAUAGAAGAUACACCAUUUACCUCUGAAAGUUUUGAGAGAAUCAACGCCGAACUGAAAGAACUCCGAAUGCAACUACAGAUCCUCAAGAUGGAGUCUGGCCAACAUGCUGACGAACCCGCCCCUGUUACCGCUGAGGAAGACAUUGCAGAAGUAGAAAACUACUUAUUAGGUACUGAAGGCUGGGAAGUCUCUUAUAUUCUUGAUGUGCUGAUGCACUCUGGUAUUCAAGAUUCUGACCUUGAUAUGUUUGGGAUGAUGUGGUACUCCCCCGACUCUCCUUUGGAUCCCAUGUUGUUUGACGAGCUUGAGAAGAGAUACACUGACGAGAUAACUCGAUUGAGGUCCGAAAGAAGGCUGCUAUUUGACGGAAUAAACUCAGCACUUUUGGAGACUUUCCAGCAGCAUAUCGAUUCAUACUCGUGGGCGAUGCCAAAAUCGGGAAGACUGCACUCGACAUGGCAGAAGGAACAGGUCGUUGAUGCUCUCGAUAAGUUGAUGAACCAAGAACCUAUAAAGGGGCAGGUAACAUCAGGAGUAAUCUACAACAACAUGGAUUGGCCAGACUUGAGAGGAGAAAUUGACAUAAUAGGUAAUGACAUGGAGAAAUUAUUGAUAGAUGACAUGAUAACUGAGAUUUUAUGUUGCUAGUGAUAGUGUUAGUUUCUGGAUAAUUAGACUUAGACUGGUUGGGUUGACAGUUGAAAAGCUUUGAUUGCCAAAAAGGAGAAUUGGAAUGAACUUUAGACUUAAUCAGAAGUUACAAGUGAGCCAAUUUUUUUGU